UGUAAGAAAAGGGCUGGAGGAGCCGCCCCAGCGGGAGCCAGAGAGGACGCGGUGUUCUCGGCCGCAAUCCCCACCCUCCUCACCCAGCAGGGCAGGAGGCACCCAACGUGGAGGAGAAAGGGGUGGGGGAGGUGAAACAGAGACAGGAGAGUCACGAGGGCCGGGCCGCGGAGAGAGGGAGAAUAGACCGCGUCACACACCUCCAUUCUCUCACACACGUUGCAGACACAAAUCACUGAUGGUUUCCACGUGCUGCGCUCGUGAGCGGAGGUGCUCAAAGAGGGGGCAGAUGAGUUAGUUCCUGAGACGGAACCGGGGGCGGGGGGGCGUCCCACGUCCGGAGACGCACGCCUUCAGUAGCGCGACCAAUCUCGCAACACUCAAGCCGCGCGUCUCCAGCGCAUCACCAUCCUAUUUAAGGCCACCGGCUCCGCCCUUUUCCUCCCCUCCCUUCUUUUCCACUCUUUUUUUCCAUCCUCCUCCUUUUCUCACCACCGGGUCCUCUCCGGGAGCCGCAUGUAGGGGCGGAGCACGGAAUGCUUCCCUUCCAGCCAAUCAUCACCUGGCUGCCUCUCUAUUGGCUGAGCCCCUUUGUACUGUAGCAAAUGGGCCGUGGACUUCAGUAACGAGAGUCACGUGUUACCGGCGAUGCAACCAAUGAGGGAGCGAGAUCUGUGUACGCAGGGGGAGGCACGUGCCGGGCUGCACGUGUCUGGGAGGGGGAAGGGGCGGGGCCCACUGAGAGAGGCGGAGGUGGGUUGCCAGACCCGGAGAGCCAGAGAAGGAGCUGGAGACCGAGCCUGGGCUGAGCAGGCUGACACAGGUAAGGAGAUUCGGAGGAAAAAGCAAGCUGUUGGGGAGGAUUGGACCCAGAGGGAGUGGGUUUGGGGGCUGAAUGCAGAUCUUGGUAUUGCAACGGUUUGCAUCACGUGGCAGGCGCGAACCCAGAGAGACCCGCGCAGGGAUCCUGAGCUUGAAACAUUGGGAGAGGGCAGGAGGCCAGUCCCUGUGGGGGCGGUUUCUGUAGGCUCACUAGUUGCAGGUUCCGAUCUUUGGGUACUCCAGGAGCUGCUCUCCAGCCCCUGCUUCUGGACCUAUGGAUUCUCCAUCUAGUGUUUCUUCCUAUUCCUCCUACUCUCUCUCUUCGUCUUUUCCCACCUCCCCAGUGAACAGUGACUUUGGCUUCCCCUCUGAUAGUGAGAGGGAGGACAAGGGGGCCCGUGGAACCAGGCCAGACACUGUUGGGCAGAGGGGAGGUUCACGGCCCAGCCCGGGUCCUAUCCGCUGCAGGCAUCGAUCCAAGGUUUCCAGUAACCAACAUACACCAUCUCAUCCGGAACAGCGAGGCUCGGCUUCUCCUAUGGCAGGAUCUGGGGCGAAAAGAUCAAGAGAUGGUGAAUUGGAGACCAGUCUAAACAUCCAAGGUUGUACCACGGAGGGAGACCUGCUGUUUGCCCAGAAGUGUAAAGAACUCCAAGGAUUUAUACCUCCUCUCACAGACCUUCUCAAUGGGCUGAAGAUGGGUCGUUUUGAGAGAGGAUUAAGCAGUUUUCAGCAGAGUGUGGCAAUGGACAGGAUCCAGCGUAUUGUAGGUGUUCUGCAGAAGCCACAGAUGGGGGAACGUUAUCUAGGAACCUUGCUACAGGUAGAAGGGAUGUUAAAGACUUGGUUUCCUCAUAUAGCUGCCCAGAAGUCAUCAUUGGGUGGUGGCAAGCAUCAGCUGACGAAGCGUUUUCCAGCCCACCACAAUGAUUCAGCUGCUUCCUCUCCUGCAUAUCCUGUGCAAAAGAUGGACCAGACACAGCAGGGACAUCUAGCUUUCAAACCAAAGCAGCCUUGGCACCUUACAGAAUGGCCAGCUAUGAACCUCACCUGGAUCCACACCACUCCAAUUUGCAACCCCCCUCUCAGCUCCCCAGGUACCGUCUCCUUUAGCCACGGUCCGUUAGGCGCUGGAACCGGCAUUGGUGUCAUUCUUUUCCUUCAGCAUGGAGUGCAACCCUUCACCCACUCUGCCCCAACCACUCCAGUCCCACCUGCUACAGCAUCUCCCGUCAUCCCUGGUGAUCCUAUGAAACUGUCUGGAGAGGGGCCUCGUUGCUAUAGUUUGCCGGUAACUCUGCCAUCAGACUGGAGCUAUACCCUGUCCCCUCCCAGUGUACCCAGCUUGGCCAAAAAGACGACCACAGGACAACGGGAACAGCAGAGAAGCCAUCCUCCAGUUGCUCCUGAUGUUCAUCUUCUCAACCCCUAGCCCAGGGCACGUAGCUGUCCACUGUGAUCUCUCAUUUGUGGAAAUAUUCAUGUAUAUAUGUCUUUUUAUUUUUAAUGUGUGCAUUUGUGUUGAGGGAAGAUAAAUCCUUUCUGAUUAAAGACUUUUUUUUUUAUACCUAAA
Messenger RNA from Saimiri boliviensis boliviensis (Bolivian squirrel monkey), 2395 nucleotides. It is a transcript of the gene CIART, whose product is annotated as circadian associated repressor of transcription. Gene Ontology annotation, biological process: negative regulation of DNA-templated transcription; circadian regulation of gene expression. Lineage: Eukaryota; Metazoa; Chordata; Mammalia; Primates; Cebidae. The record is from RefSeq and is a predicted model, not a curated record. Gene Ontology annotation, molecular function: RNA polymerase II cis-regulatory region sequence-specific DNA binding. Gene Ontology annotation, cellular component: nucleus.